CAUCCUUGGUGGUGGGUCCAUUUCUAAGCAAUGUCUGGACGAGGCAAGCAGGGCGGCAAAGCCCGCGCAAAGGCCAAGACCCGCUCCUCGCGGGCCGGGCUUCAGUUCCCGGUGGGCCGAGUGCACCGCCUGCUCCGCAAAGGCAAUUAUGCUGAGCGGGUUGGCGCCGGCGCGCCCGUGUACCUGGCGGCGGUGCUGGAGUACCUGACCGCCGAGAUCCUGGAGCUGGCUGGGAACGCGGCCCGCGAUAACAAGAAGACGCGCAUCAUUCCGCGCCACUUGCAGCUUGCCAUCCGUAAUGAUGAAGAGCUCAACAAGCUACUGGGCAAAGUCACCAUCGCUCAGGGCGGCGUCCUGCCCAACAUUCAGGCUGUGCUGCUGCCAAAGAAGACUGAGAGUCACCACAAGCCCAAGGGCAAAUAGAGAUCUGGUGUCUUUUGCAACUCAGACCUUCCCAAACCAAAAGGCUCUUUUCAGAGCCACCUA
Phacochoerus africanus (Common warthog) is the source of this 486-nucleotide messenger RNA. Its product is annotated as histone H2A type 1-like. Bases 31 to 423 code for a protein of 130 amino acids. NCBI's taxonomy places the organism in Eukaryota, Metazoa, Chordata, Mammalia, Artiodactyla, Suidae. The transcript has a single exon. Gene Ontology annotation, molecular function: structural constituent of chromatin; protein heterodimerization activity; DNA binding. The record is from RefSeq and is a predicted model, not a curated record. Gene Ontology annotation, cellular component: nucleosome.